This is a messenger RNA of Cutaneotrichosporon cavernicola, 393 nucleotides long. RefSeq lists its product as uncharacterized. The transcript is spliced from 5 exons. The record is from RefSeq and is a predicted model, not a curated record. Bases 1 to 393 code for a protein of 130 amino acids. Gene Ontology annotation, molecular function: deaminase activity. NCBI's taxonomy places the organism in Eukaryota, Fungi, Basidiomycota, Tremellomycetes, Trichosporonales, Trichosporonaceae. Gene Ontology annotation, cellular component: cytosol; mitochondrion.
AUGGCUGCCCCUUACACCGUCGUCAGCACCGAGCACGCCCCGGCUGCCAUCGGCCCCUACGUCCAGGCUGUCAAGCACAACGGCAUGAUCUUUGCGUCGGGCGCGAUCCCCCUUGACCCCAAGUCGAUGCAGGUCGUCGAAGGUGGCAUCAAGGAGCAGACUGCCCAGGUGCUCAAGAACAUGUCGGCUGUCCUCGCCGCGUCGGGCACUGACAAGGCGCAUAUUCUCAAGACGACUUGCUUCCUCAAGGACAUGAACGACUUUAUCGACUUCAACACGCUGUACGCCGAGUUCUUUGGCGAGACCAAGCCUGCGCGCUCGUGUGUUGAGGUUGCCCGUCUCCCCAAGGACGUCCUUGUCGAGGUCGAGUUUAUCGCCGUCGAGAAGAAGUAA